Messenger RNA from Aspergillus caelatus, 1473 nucleotides. Its product is annotated as Zn(II)2Cys6 transcription factor. Gene Ontology annotation, molecular function: zinc ion binding; DNA-binding transcription factor activity, RNA polymerase II-specific. The record is from RefSeq and is a predicted model, not a curated record. Bases 1 to 1473 code for a protein of 490 amino acids. Gene Ontology annotation, biological process: regulation of DNA-templated transcription. NCBI's taxonomy places the organism in Eukaryota, Fungi, Ascomycota, Eurotiomycetes, Eurotiales, Aspergillaceae. The transcript is spliced from 4 exons.
AUGGUCAACGCCGGCAGGCGAUCAAAAUGUUGCUUCACGUGUCGCCAGCGACGGGUCAAGUGUGAUCUGCAAAGACCACACUGCCGGCGUUGUACGGAUGGCGGACGAACCUGUCCCGGCUACCCGGAACCCUGGGAUGUCUUGCUUCGCAUGCAGAACGCUUUCGCUAAGAGAAAAGUGCAGACGCGGGUGGAAAAAGUCAUGAGCGCUAGGAGAAGUGAACAGCAAGAGAGACGGGUAGUCAGCAGCAUCCCAUGCGGAGUUCACCUCCCUGCCGAGCUCUACAGCUGGAGCCAUUUCUACAGGGAUUAUGCAAUUGACUCUGGAUUUACAUUCUUGAACAUGCUCCCGGGUUUCUAUAACAACAGCUCGUCACCGUGCUGCCAGGAAGCACUCCACGCCGUUACCUUGGCUAGCUUAGCUCGCCAACGUCAGCAGUCCGAAUUGAUGGUUAGGGCAAGGUGGCACUACGGUAAGGCAAUUACAGCGCUUAACUUGGCACUGAAUGAUCCGGUUAUGACUGCUGACGAUUCGGUUCUGAUAACGUUACUUACGCUUUCACUCUUUGAGACAAUUGUACCGGACUCCUUGGAGACAACAAUGCCUGAUGUUGACUUUCACUGCCAUAUCCAUUUCCGUGGUACGUUGCUCCUGCUUCGAUGGCGAGCUCAGCGGUGCCAAAAUUCGGAUCUGGAUAAGCGCGUCUUUGCGUUCUUCUCCUACAUUUGUUUCAUGAGUAUGUUCGUAAAUCACGAGUCGGGCGACUCGAAGUGGUCAGCCCUAGAGGAAUUUACGACUCCAUGGAUAGAUGCUCCCCUCUUAGAGCCAGUUCUUAGUCAGGCUGUUCAGUUUAGGAGGCGGGCGCGAGUUCAACUCACUGGAAUGGGCCAUCGCGCAUCUAGAUUGCAGAACCUUUCCAAGCUGAUCAGGGACGGGAUCCACAUUAGCGAUGAACUGGAAACUGCAGCCACAAGUGCUCAAUUCUCUCUACACAGAGAUCAACAUUACACUGCAUUCAAUUACCUUCUCGAGGUCUCUACCAUAACAACAGAGGCAAUUGCGAGGAGUCUAUAUCGAACCAUUAGGUACCACAUCAUGGAGUUAGUUAUGGGCUUGAUAAUAGCCCUUGGAGACGAAUGGGAGGAGCAUGAAAGGGUUAUUACUCACCCUGCACUCGCUGAUCUACAGCUCUUCCCUCAUGAAGAGCCUGUAGUAAUCCUAGAGCAGAUCUGCGAGGAGAUUUGUGCUGUUCUUGGCUUCAGCAGCGCGAGCGGUAUGGAAGAGAAUAAGACUGGAAUGGCUUAUCGAUCUUUUGGCAUGUUCUUCCCUAUUGUAGUUCUCUUAUUCUCUUCAUCAGCCGGGAAGGGAAAGAAAGUCUGGCUUCAAGAAAAACUUCAGUUCAUCGGCGCGACGAGCGGCCUCGGUCUGGCAACGUACGCGGCGGGAAGAGCUACCUUAAUGUCUAGAAUAUAA